Oenanthe melanoleuca is the source of this 3746-nucleotide messenger RNA. RefSeq names its product dishevelled binding antagonist of beta catenin 2 (gene DACT2). The coding region runs from base 476 to 2920 and encodes 814 amino acids. Gene Ontology annotation, cellular component: cytoplasm. Lineage: Eukaryota; Metazoa; Chordata; Aves; Passeriformes; Muscicapidae. The record is from RefSeq and is a predicted model, not a curated record. The transcript is spliced from 4 exons. Gene Ontology annotation, biological process: negative regulation of nodal signaling pathway.
CGGCCGGAACGGGCGCUCCCACCCCGGCGCUCCGUGCCGGCUCCCCGGACCCUGCCUCUGCCGGGAGAGGGCGGGCACCCCAUCCGUCCCUCCGGCUGCUGGGGCGGAGGAGGAGGCGAGGGCAGCCCCCGGGCAGAGGCAGGGACUGGGAUGGGGAUGGGGAUGGGGCAGGCAGGAGCCGCCCCCCGCGGGGCGGAGGGACCGCUCGGUACUGGCUCCUCGCCCCGCGUAUCCAGCCCAGCGGUGGCCCCGGCGCUGCCUGGAGCCGCAGCCUCUUCCCUUCCCUCCCGCCCUCCCUCUCUCCCUCCCCCGUCCCCACCUCUCCUCCAAAACCGUAGCAGCCGCUAGCACUCCUUCACUCGCUCGGGAGCCAGCGGGGCGCGGGCAGCUCGGCGCAGCACGGCCCGGGCCGGGAGCAGCCCCGCAUCGUCCCCGCCGCCCCUGCCAUGGCCGGUGCCGCGGCCCAGCGCUGACCAUGCUGCUGGGCGCCCCGCGGCCGGGCGCCUGGGAUCGCGGCCGGGUGGGCGAGAGGCUGCAGGCGGCUCUCGCCGGCCUCCAGGAGCUCCAGGUGCUCCGGGAGAAGCAGCGGGAGCUGGUGCGGGCCGCCCUGGCCAUGCCGCAGCGGCCGGCGGCGGGCGGAGAGCAGCAGCCCCUGGCCGCGCACAGCAAGGAGCUCCGUCUGGAGGCCACCCUCUCGGCGCUCAAGGAGCAGCUGUCUCGUUUGAGGAGACAGGAUCUUGGCUUGAAAAGCCACCUGGAUCAGCUAGACCAGCGAAUAAGUGAGCUGAAAUUGGAUGUCAGUAAGACCUCCAGUGAAUACUUCGACAGUGACAGCCGGCCCAGCUCAGGAUUCUAUGACCUGAGUGAUGGUGGUUCUUGCUCGCUCUCCAAUUCUUGCACCUCUGUGUACAGUGAGUCCAUCUCCUCCUCCCACACCAGUCUCUUACCCAGCUCUCAGCACCCUAAAGCGAGGCUCAGUGUGUUUGAUUACCGACCCAAGUCUGCAGAUGAAACUACUGUGCACACCACCAGCUUCCAGCAGCAGGGAGCCUAUGCCAGCGAUGGAUGUUGGAUUGCAGCUAGCAGAGAUGCUUCUGGGACUCCUGCCAGGUCCAGACCAAGGCCUGUUUCCACAGGUGACUUGGAAAGACUCAUUCCAGCAGAUGCUAGAUUUCAGAAAGAAAUGGAUCCCAAAUCCAUGUUGCCUCUGUGCCAUAAUGGAGACAUGCAUUUGCUCAGCAUGGACCCCAAAUUCCAGAAUGACUUGGUCUCCAAGAAUGGCAUUGAUGUGUAUCCUUACCCAAGCCCCCUCCAUGCAGUGGCUUUACAAAGUCCCCUUUUCUCCCUGGUGGGAGCAUCCCCAGAAUCAGACUUCCAAGCUCCUCCCAGCAAACCUCUGCCUAGUAUGACAGGUCCCAGCUUGAUUAAGACUAGCCCAACCACUGAGGUGAAGCCGGGGGGUUACAUUGAUAAAUUACUGCAGCUGACGAGAUGCAGAGGGAGCGGUCGGGCUGAGGCCAGCGAGUGGGUUUCACCGAAGAGCCAGGCAGCCGCAGUGCACCAGAGACUCAUUAUAACCCCCAGCACCGGCGGAGUGAAAAUUAACAGCAGCAGUAGCCAGCUGGAAAAACAGACGAGUUCUCUGGAGAGCAACAAAGCUGAAGGGAAGCUGUCAAGAGAGGUGCCAGAGGGGGAAUGUGCCAAGCAGCAGGAGGCCAUGAGCUAUAUGAAUGAAGAGCAGUCAUCCACCCGGCCUGACACAGAGCCGUCAGCUGUGAAUAGUUGUUAUCCUGCCAAGUCAGCAGCAAGGGGCUCUCCUCUGGCAGAAGCAACUGAGAGCAGUUUGUCCUGCUCACAGCUGAGUCAAGAGGACUCUAGCCCAGACACCUGGAAUGCUAGAGCUGUCCCACCCAAAAAACUGCCCGUCAAAAGGGGUGGCAGUGCCAAAUUGGCUUACGCUGGGGGUCAUGAGCGAGUGGCACGAGCUGAGUUUGUUCACGCUCAGUUUGUCCCUGCGGAAUCCCAUCAAGUCCGGGUAAAGUUUGCCAGCUCCAAAACAAAGGCAGUGAAGGUAAAGAGAAGGAGCAGCGAGAAAGCCGUUCGGCCUGGGAAGCAAUCCUUCUGCAUGGAGAAGGAGAGAGGGUCUCACGGGGCCGCCAGGCUGCCUGCUGAGUGGAAUCAGCUCCAAGGACCACAAGGAAUGAAGAGCCUGGUGCGGAGACCUUCGUAUUCUGGCGACAUGGCUGGCAGGUCGUGCUCCGAGUCGAGUCUGUUCCCGGUGCAGGUCGGGCUGCCCGCUGUGCCCUCCAGGCCAGAGCUCUACGGAGCCUCUGCCAACGCGCUGUAUCCCCUCGAGGCGGCAGACGCAGCCAGCAGGAAGAAGCAGCGCAAGUGGCAGUCCACGGUGGAGAUCUGUGCCAAGGCCCCGCCGGCCGGCCUGUCCCACGGCUGCGGCCCGGGAGCGCCGCGGCAGCCGGCGAGGAGAGCCGGCGUCCUGCGCGCCGCCAGCGGCCGGGCUCGCCCCAAGGGCCAGCGCCGCGCCGACUGUGCCAAGAGCGAGUCCGACCACUCGGAGUACUCGGCCGAGUGCGCGUCCCUCUUCCACUCCACCAUCGCGGAGACCAGCGAGGGGGAGGUCAGCGAUUUCACGGCCAACUGCUUUGGGGACAGCGAGUCCAGCGAAAGCGACUCGGAUGGCGGCGGCAGCAGCAGCAGCAGCCUCACUCUUGACUAUGAUGAGGGGGAUGAAAGUGACCUGAUCUGGCCUGAGGGUUCAGUCAGACAAUCCGUGACUGUCCAGGCCUCUUCCAAGGCUAUUCCUCCAGUGCCCAAAAUAUGUCGCAUCAAAGCUUCAAAGGCGCUAAAGAAGAAGAUAAGGAGGUUCCAACCAGCCUCUCUCAAGGUCAUGACCAUGGUUUAAGGGAGAGCAAGCAUCUGUUUCUUACAGUGAGACAUCCUGCUGGCUCAUGUUUGCAAAAUAGGAGGACCCACGUGCAGAGAAAUGGACUCUCUUAAAGGAGCCAUGAAUAAUCCCUGAGUCUACACAAGGGAUCUCAGUUGUUAAUGCCUGGACUUAAAUGCCACUGUAUCUAAUUCCCUCUUUCUCCAUUUAUUCUGUAAAUAUGAAUCUCUGUGUACAUUAUGUAAUGACAUUUUUAAUUAUCCAGAAGGGUCACCAUGAAAAUAAAAUGAAAACCACUUCACUAUGAAGUGAAAAUGAAAACAACCUCUGCUGCAAGAUUUUGCAGGCAGGCCCUUGGUGGUCUUUUAACCAUAUGCACCCACAGAAUCAGUCCAGACACGAGGACUUGCUAAGAAGAAAGUGUACUUCCUUCUUGUGAGGAAUUCUUUGCAGUCUGAAGUCUGUAUUAACCAUCUAGCUGUUAUUGUGGUCAUAUGGAAAAGCUCUGUUUUUCUACAUAGUUUUACUUUAUUUCAGAUCAGCCAUCCCAUACCUUCUCCCAAACAUUGGGAGGAUGAGUCUGUUCUUCCAUAAAAACAUAGUAUGCUUAAUCAAGAAGGCAAGUGAAUUUGUGAAUGAGAACAAGACUUCAGUUUGCUUCUUUUUUUCAAAAUAGCAUGGGGUUGUUUUUUCAACCCCCCUCUUUGUGAUGUUCCAUGUUAUUGUUCAUUUGUUGAAUGGAUGAAAGAACAUGAGGGUGACAUGCCACAGUGUGUGAUUAGCUGGGACUGAGAUGAUAGCUUUGCCCCUGAAAUUGCAAACUCAAUAAAUACUAUUUAAUGUA